This is a messenger RNA of Cladocopium goreaui, 892 nucleotides long. NCBI's taxonomy places the organism in Eukaryota, Dinophyceae, Suessiales, Symbiodiniaceae. The record is from the annotation of a GenBank genome assembly.
AUGUGGAAGUUGGCAAGGCUCAAUUGGGGUGCCCGCAGAUUCCGACAUAUUUGUUGGUGCGCCGCCACCCAUGGAUUGCCCAUAUCUUACCCAUUCAGAACACGCCAUAGAAAUCUAGAAUUCUCUCCAAGUCAUUCGCAAAGUGCAUUGCAACUCCUAUCAUUCAGUCAACGUUCAACUUGCCCAGCGGCUUACAUUGACUGGAUCAUGAAUUUCAAAGAGAUACCGAUCAAGAACCCGCAUACUCUGCCCAGCCACUUUGGACCUGGUUCCCAAUGGGGAAAGCCGUUUUAUCCCAUGGGCCAAGAGUGCGAAAAGAUCAACGUGCCUAGGAGCCGAGGCACCAACCCCUUGAGUUUGAGCGCGACCGCCUCGUGGCAAUGCCUUCCCAACACACGCUUCGAGCGUAGCAUGCGCGUGCUGCACGACCCGCCCUCGGCACGCUCCUGCAUCGUGUCGCACAAUGCGGAGGGACUCUUUAUGGAUUCCCAGUCCCACUACACCAAGGUGGGCUCCAAGCACCUCUGCGAUCCGCGACCGGAUCAUCCCCAUGCCUUGGCGAGGACGAUCAGCGUCCCAUCCAUGCAUCCCUACAACGAGCGUCGAGCCUUACUGCAUGAUCCGACACCCUGGCAUUUCAACGAUGCCUUUACAACCAGCAACGAGAGCUAUGGACUGUUCUACAGUAGCCACAUGCUGAAGCAGCCAAUGGUGAUGAGACGCAACAACUUCGAGUGGCAGCGUGAGAAGCGGCGCAUGAAAUGACGGGGCAAGAGGGCUUUUUUGGCAUCGGCAUCGAGUUCAGGACUUACCAAACACCUUGUAUCACCAGACCGAUCAUGCUUGACGAAAUCAACAUGUCUCAAUACGACUAAAGAUUUUGGUAUUGCGG